UUGGGAAGGACGGGUGGGGUAGCUAAACCGCACACAUUCCAUUGCCAUAUCUGCUGUAGCAGUAGGGACGGAUCUAGUAUUAGCCGUCUCAUCAGGCGAUUGCAUGCCCUGGGAAUCCUGGACAUAUUCCCGCAACUUCUGAGCAGCUGCAUAAGCGCCGGCAAUAUCUGGGGCAUGCGCUAAAAGGGCCGACGCAGAUUGCGACCCCACACUGUUGCUGUAAAGCAGAUGAAGAACUGUCGUAUAUCAUACUCGCCAGUGGCGAUGAGAUGGACCCUGCCUGUAAUCGCCGGGUGCGAAGGAGGAAGCGAUGUAAGCAGAGCCAUGAGUGCCCAGGCCGUUUGCGACGGCGUUGAUGGCCCCCGGCCUACUGUGCUAGGGUCUCAAUAGGUUUCCAGAAAUUCACCCCAUCCUCCAUCUUGAUUCUGGAUUGAGAUCAGCCAGUCAACCCGCUUUUUAUAUCCAAUCUCCAAUGCGAGCGCCUGCAGUGUUUUGGGCAGAUUUGUACUCUGCGAGACCACACACUACGUUGCUUGUUCCAUGUAUGAAAUUGACACCCCAGCGGCCGAACCAUGCUCCGGUUGUCUCCUGCUCGUUGGCAAGGAACUGCAUGGCACGGUCAGCUGACAGCCUCAUUGCUUUCUUCAUGUCGAUAGGGACAUAUGGCUUCGUGUGCGAAUCAAAUUUCAUCACAAGACCAAACGCCUCCAGAAUUCGCGCUGUUACAUCUGCCUCGGACGGGUCGCACAUGGCUUCCAUGUCACUGAACGGUAUGCGGUUGAGAAACAGUUUGUUUUUUUCACGGUCGAAAGUGCCCCAGCCUCCAUCGUUGUUUUACAUACCCAGUAUCCAUUCAAUGGCACGGAGAACCGCUUCGGAACCAACUGACUGGGGUUCUUUCUUGACAAAAGCAAGAACUGCAGCGGCGGUGUCGUCAACAUCCGGGGUCCAGACGUUGCAUUAUUCGAAACUAAAUCCUCCUGGCCUAAGUUUCGGGUUGAGGAUCUUCCAGUCACCUUGUGGUCCCAGAAUCUGGCGAUAAUCAAGCCAACAUGGGAACUUUGAAAUGAAUAUGCAGGGUGUGCAUUACAUUAAUUUGAACGUUUCCCAUGACCAUAGUGGCAAUUAUCUAAAACACAACACUGAAAAUAUAAUAAUAACUAUAAAUCAGUCCCUGAAAACCGGAGACCCAACCCACGAAUAGGCAUCUCGGUCAU
Messenger RNA from Aspergillus glaucus CBS 516.65, 1217 nucleotides. RefSeq lists its product as uncharacterized. The record is from RefSeq and is a predicted model, not a curated record. The coding region runs from base 473 to 1042 and encodes 189 amino acids. The transcript has a single exon. NCBI's taxonomy places the organism in Eukaryota, Fungi, Ascomycota, Eurotiomycetes, Eurotiales, Aspergillaceae.